AUACUCAGCAACGAUAAUCCCACCAUCAAUAGUUAUCAAUAACUUAACCCUAUAAGAUAUCACUACUUGCCGACCCAAGCUGAAACCCGCCUUUCCUAGGUCUGAUGUCGAAAUCGACUUCCCAAAUACCCGAAUCUGAAGACGAGAAUAUCUAUACCCAAAUAUCUCCUUCAACCAUGAACAACAACUACAAUUCAUUUGGCUACCUCCAAAACAACUACGACACAAACUCCCCCCCGCCGGCGCCCACCUCCAAUGAUGCGCAUUUCUUGCCCGACUUUACUGGAAACCCCAAAGAUUAUGGUGUGACCAACAACCUGUUGAAUCCCCAGUUCAGAGACCUUAGCCAGAAUUCCGACACCGGACCUAGCCAGUACUCGUCCCAGAUUCUGUACCUCAACGUGCUGUCCAAUAACUCCCAGUAUUUGAAUCCCAACAGCCCUGGAAACCAGUCUCUGCACUCACUUUAUUCUGACUACUCAUCCAACCCAGCGUCUCCAUACUUUGAUGCGUUGUCCAACAUAUCACAAAACCAUGGUAAUUCACCCGGACUUUUACCCCAGCAGCCGGGAGUCUCGCUUGCAGCAGACACCACGUACCUUGAUACCGCCAAUUUUGAUCAUGAAAUCGCCUUAGGGGGCUCCAUUUCCAGUGUCAAUUUGGCGGGCAUGGGCUCCAGAUAUGCCGUGCCGGUGGCUCCUCCACAGGCCCUUUCAAACUUUGACCACGGUGCCCAGAUUGACUUGGAUUCAAAUCAGUACGAUCAAAUAAACCAACUUGUACAACUGCAAUUGGCCACUAUUAGCCCCCAGCCAUCUUCUGGUAUCACCAACAAUCUGUUUUACGACUCCCACCAACUCGAAGAAAUCAACAAAAUCAAUGGCAACUUCAAUCCCCCUCCCACCAUUGUUUAUCCAAACGACUACAUCAAACAAGAACCUGAUAAUGAAGGCAGCAUUGGACUACAUCGGACUCCUUCGUUGUUUUCCAACUCCUCCCACAAUUCGUCUGCCCACAAUGAGACGCUGAAUGACUACGAUCAAAUGACCGAUGGCAAUCUUCUAGCACCUGGUGAAACCAAACGAAGCCGAAGUCGUAGCCGAAGUCGUAAUAAGUCCGUUAGUAGUCGGUCAAGUCAUAGUAGAUCGGGGUCUGGUUCAUUCACCGAUGAAGACGAAGAUGAUGAAGACGAAGAAGACGGCCAGCCUCGCAAUGUAAUCUCCACCAGAGAAAAAAUGCUCGAGUUGGCAUCCCCCAACCAGAUCUCUAAAAGAACCCAAAAGCACCCCAGUGCUUAUGCCUGUCAUUUGUGUGACAAGCGGUUCACCAGACCUUACAACUUGAAGUCUCACUUACGGACCCAUACCGAUGAAAGACCGUUCAUUUGCAAUAUGUGUGGGAAGGCCUUUGCCAGACAACAUGAUAGAAAACGUCAUGAAGACUUACACUCUGGUGAGAAACGGUUCCAGUGCAAGGGCGUAUUGAAAGACGGCACCCCGUACGGGUGUGGCCGACGGUUUGCCCGUGCUGACGCUUUACGCCGACACUUUCAAACCGAGGCUGGGAAGAUAUGUAUCAAGUCGUUGAUAGAGGAGGAAGAAAAGGACGGUAUUAGAAGAGAUGAUGCUCUACCAAGCUCGAGUGAGUCUAUGUUUUUAAGUCCCGGAUUGUCGGUGCCACAAGUGGCCAUUCUGCCACCCGAGCCUUAGACAACACAUCCUACUUGAUGAUUCCAUGUUCCUGUAUUUUUAUUGUAUAUGUACCGAAUAUAAUAUUUCAGCUCU
This is a messenger RNA of Yamadazyma tenuis ATCC 10573, 1784 nucleotides long. It is a transcript of the gene CRZ1, whose product is annotated as DNA-binding transcription factor. Gene Ontology annotation, molecular function: RNA polymerase II cis-regulatory region sequence-specific DNA binding; DNA-binding transcription factor activity, RNA polymerase II-specific. Gene Ontology annotation, biological process: regulation of transcription by RNA polymerase II. NCBI's taxonomy places the organism in Eukaryota, Fungi, Ascomycota, Pichiomycetes, Serinales, Debaryomycetaceae. The record is from RefSeq and is a predicted model, not a curated record. Gene Ontology annotation, cellular component: chromatin; PcG protein complex; transcription regulator complex.